Seriola aureovittata is the source of this 10194-nucleotide messenger RNA. RefSeq names its product leucine-rich repeat neuronal protein 3. The transcript has 2 exons. The coding region runs from base 815 to 2944 and encodes 709 amino acids. The record is from RefSeq and is a predicted model, not a curated record. Gene Ontology annotation, molecular function: protein binding. NCBI's taxonomy places the organism in Eukaryota, Metazoa, Chordata, Actinopteri, Carangiformes, Carangidae.
AAUGACUGCUGAGGAGACGGCGGCGCAUCUAUGUGGUCCGCCUGACACUUGAUCGAGGGGAGAGAUGCGCCCUUAACAGACGCUGUGAAGACGGGAAGGGAAGGGCACGGGGAACACAUGAAUCUCUCUCCACACUCUGGCCAGCCUGCUUUUGGACUUCGCCGUUUGGCUUUGCCCUCCCCUCACGCAGAAGCCGUGUAUUUUGCAGUGGAAGAGAGUCUAGAACUGAUUUCUCAUCAACUGCGUGAAAAUAAGAAGACCACACAUUGUUGACUGGCUUUAUGUGGCGCGCUGGGGCUCUCUCGUCACUGAAGCGGCGUACUUGAUGGGAAUAUAGACAACACAUACUGUUCUGAGGACUAUGAUGGUUAAAUCGGGUAGGAAUGGACUGGGCUGUGGACUCUGGAAGCUAGUAACGACAAUCAAUGAGGACAUCCAUCUUUGCCAUCAGCAGAGUCUUCAUAGACGACUAUAAAUGUGCUCAAUAUAAGUCCUUUGAGAUAUAAUAUCAGUCAGUCCUUUUUUCUUUUCUCCCCUGCCCAUCUUCUUGGGUCUGCCUGCCUGAAACUUUGGCCCUGAACUCCGACACCAGCAGACAACAUUGAGUGAUUGGUCAUUACAUCCAAGGGCGUCUACACAGCAAGACAAAAAAAUCCCUUGGGAACCCCACUGCAGCUGGUAGUGGUGGUGGUGGCAGGGGCGGUGAGUCAAUCGCCUCAGCAGCUACAGCAAAUGAUUCAUUAUUUGUGAAGUUAACAGCUCAGACCACUUAAUCUACAAGGACCAAUUUCUUACUGGAGGGAAUCGGUCCAAUAUGAAGGACGUGUCAUUUGUGGAUCGUCUCUUUGUCGGCUUGGCCAUGGCCUCUUUUGUUGUGGCCACUGAGGAGAGGCCUGAUUGCCCAAAGCUCUGUGUAUGCGAGAUUAGACCCUGGUUUUCUCCCAGUUCCGUGUACAUGGAGGCACAGACAGUUGACUGUAAUGACUUGGGACUCUUCAGCCUGCCGGAAAAAUUACCAGUGGGCACACAGGUACUAUUACUGCAAACAAACAAUGUUGCCAAGAUUGACAAACCCUUGGAUUACCUGGCCAACAUCACAGAGAUUGAUUUAUCACAAAACAACUUAUCCUCUAUCAGUGACGUCCAUCUGGGGAACCUUCCACAGCUGCUGUCUCUUCACAUGGAGGAGAAUUGGAUACGAGAGUUGCCUGAGCGAUGUCUGGCAGAGGUUGCUAACCUUCAGGAGCUCUACAUGAAUCACAACCUCAUCUCCUCCAUUUCCCCGAUGUCUUUCCAGGGUCUCAGCAACCUUGUACGGCUCCACCUCAAUUCAAACAAGCUGAAGACCAUUAAAAGAGAGUGGUUCGAACCCAUGCCAAAUCUGGAGAUCCUGAUGAUUGGUGAGAAUCCAGUUCUUUCUAUUGAUGAUAUGAACUUCAAACCUCUCAGUAACCUCCGCAGUCUUGUACUUACCAGAAUGAACUUGUCUCAGCUUCCUGAUGAGGCACUGGCUGGUCUUGAUAACUUAGAGAGCAUCUCUUUCUAUGAUAAUAUUUUCCCUGAGGUGCCUCAUUCAGCCCUAAGAAAUGUAAAAAAUCUUAAAUUUUUGGAUCUAAAUAAAAACCCAAUUGCAAGAAUACAGAGAGGGGACUUUGUGGAUAUGCUCCAUCUGAAAGAACUGGGGAUUAAUAGCAUGCCAGAGCUAGUUUCAAUUGACAGCUUUGCUCUCAAUAACCUCCCUGAGCUGACCAAAAUAGAAGCCACCAACAAUCCUAAACUCUCCUAUAUCCAUCCUAAUGCUUUCUACAAACUACCGCGCCUAGAAACCCUAAUGCUAAAUGGCAAUGCGCUCAGUGCCCUCCACAGGAUUACUGUCGAGUCCCUCCCAAAUCUUAGAGAAGUUAGUAUGCACAGCAACCCUAUCCGCUGUGACUGUGUAGUCCGCUGGAUGAACAUGAACAAGACCAACAUUCGCUUCAUGGAGCCCGAUUCUCUCUACUGUGUGGAGCCUCCAGAGUAUGAAGGGCAGCAUGUUCGACAGGUGCACUUCAGGGAGAUGAUGGAGAUUUGUCUGCCACUCAUCUCUCCCGAAAGCAUGCCUGGGCAUAUUAAAGCACAGAAUGGGAGCUCAGUGUCACUCCACUGUCGGGCCUUCGCUGAACCAGAGCCGGACAUCUAUUGGAUCACCCCAUCUGGUACCAGAGUCCUGCCAAACACAGUGUCUGACAAGUUCUACAUGCACCCAGAGGGAACGUUUGACAUCUAUGAUGUAACAGAAAAUGAAGCUGGUCUUUACACUUGUGUUGCCCAUAAUCUGGUUGGAGCUGAUCUUAAAUCGGUUUCAGUAGAGGUGAAUGGAUAUUUUCCCCAACCUGCCAAUGGUUCUCUGAAUAUCGCGGUCAAAUCAGUGGAGACAAACUCCAUCCUGGUUUCCUGGAAAACCGGCCCUGGCACCCUGGCUCCCAACAUUAAAUGGUACACUCUGUCAGAUGUCAACUAUCCCACCACAGCGUUUACCACCAGAGUUCCUUCUGACAUCCAGGUCUACAACCUCACCCACCUAAGCCCUGCCACUCACUACAAAGUAUGUGUGGAUGUCCGCAACAUCCACUACAACCAUGACACCAAAUGUGUCAAUGUCACCACUAAGGGAUUAGAGCUGGCAGCCAAGGACACAGAAAAAUGGGACGCAGCAGUAAUCACUGUCUUUGGUGUGCUCUUGGCUGUGAUUUCAGCGGCCUGCCUGCUUAUUUAUGUGUCUCUGAGGAACCACCACCUUUAUGGGGAUAUAAGGAAAUGCGACUCCAAAGCUUUGCUGACACCAGUGGAAGCUACCGGUAUGCACUCUCCUUUCUUUACAAAGCUGUGGGUUUCGGGUAAGGGACUGCCAAGUGGAGUGGAAGUGAAAGCCACAGUCAUAAAUGUAUCUGACAAUGCUUUUUAAGAAGCGCAGCUUUGUGGAACACCACACACCAACUACACUGAAUGGACAAGGCCAUGGGCAGGGGUGGAGGAAUCUGUAAUACUGUUUCUAAGGCAUACCCAUUGCUGGUCCCUGUCUCAGAUACACUGGCAAAACUAUUACUGGACUGGGAUGGAACUGUUUAAAAUAGACUACAUGCUCUCCCAGUUUCAACCGUAGCUGGUGGCUUUGUAACCGUUACAUCAAACCAAGCUAACAUCAACAGGAAGGGGCAUUUACUGCAAAAAGAUACAUUUCAGUACCAUUCAUACAGAAAUGCAGGCAGUGAAAAGGAAGUGAAGAUGAUGAUGAUGAUGAUGAUGAUGAUGAUGAUGGUCAACUCUCUUGUAAUUGACUGUUAAAUGUGUUCAGAGUUGUGGAACUGUCUGUGUGGUCCCAAGCAAUACCGUCUAUGCUUUGUCAAACAUCCAUAGACGAGUUAGAGAUACAGUAAUAACACCUGUCUAUUAUGGGAAGGGAGAUUUAGUAGAGUAGACAAAUAACAGUGACUAUGGUGUAAGCCUUUUGAUGAAAUAUACCCCCCCCACCCUUUUUCUAUUUAAAAAUGGAUUCUUGAUUUUUCAUGGAAAUACUGUUAGAUAUUCUAUUAUGUUGAUGUAAUGACAAAUCCUCUGUAUCUGAACGGUUUCAAUGGGUUUUAAAUUAAGGCAAGGAGCAGACUACUUUUGAUUACAAUGUCACAUUAAGCUUAAUGAAAUUCAGUUACAAAAUGGGCAUCUAGAGAGGACAUUUUCCAAAUGGCUGUUUAUGCUGUGUAGUUCUCAUUGCAAUGGUGACUGGGAAAAAUGUGAAUAUGUUGGACUAAAAGAGAUAUAACAGGUUGAUAAAAAAAAAAACAAAAAAAAAACUGAGGUGACUGAUGCAUUAUUGCCGCUAGAAGCAGUCCGUUUUGCCCUGGUAAGUGCCUACAACAAGAACUACAUGAGGUAAACAGAAGAAACUGAAGAAACAUGUCAGUCACAGCAAAACAUGGCCAUGUCAUCAUUGCAAAAUCACAAGCUAUUCUCCAGUAAUUUUAGUGGAAAUACCUUCUCAGUAUUUUUAGCAUACAUAUUUUAAGAAAACAUUUCGUUGUUGCUUUGGGUGUAAAGUUAAAAAGCCAUUUUUUUAUUAACUGUAUUAUAUGUGUUUAAUGGGCACAACAGACUAAUUAACAAAAGUGCUGAGAAAAAAAAUAAAUGUCAUUGUUUCUUUUACAAACAUUUGCCUACUUUCUCUCUUUUGCUUUUUUUUUUUUUCUCAUAUUAGUCAUAAUACAUCUGGUUCAUAUUUGUUUUCUCCAUCAUUCAGCCAUGGGUUAAUGUGUAGUGUCUAAUAACUUAUGUGACAUUUCAAUUACAAGUAUGUAAAACUAAAUAUUGAUAAUAUCCAAGUGGUACAGAACAAAAAACUGCCUUUUGAGUCAGUCCACAGGGAAAAAGUCAGGAGACUUUAGCUGAAUGGUUGAAUGGUCGUCCUUACCCAGAAUAAAAAAAAACAAAAAAAAAACAGCAACAAAAGAACAGAACUCAUUAGCCGCCUCAUUAAGAACAUGUUCGUCCUUCAGCUGGUCUGAAUAUAGUCACUGUGUUUCAGCUACAGCUGCUGCUGCUCCUGUUUAGAGAGGGACACAGCGUCCCUACGACAGAGAGAUAAAGUGCAGUACUGAAAAGUCAACGGAGGGUUGGAUAGAGCCGAGUCUAAGCUUUAGGACUCACAUUUUAUUUGUUUUACUGAAUUACCCAGCACACAGAACAUUUCACAUGAGAAAGCCAAGCAUGAUGAAUGGUUGUCAGAGGCAGAGUGACAUGGCGGAUUUAUCAAACAGAGCCUUACGCUCAUACAUCAGACCAGCCUUCAGCACCAUGGACAGAGGCUUUUAGUGCCAAGGCAUCUGUCAAAGACAAAGGAGUUAAAAUAUAACAUGGUGCGCUCCUCAGGUAAUGCUCAGGUCAGACUGAGUCUGUCUCUUUGCAAAAACAGGCACAAGUACAGAUGUACAAACAAGCCUGGCAGAGCUAAAAUCUACUUACAUUUAUAGAAAAACAUGCAAAGGUACAUGCAAACAUGAAUUCAAGGUCAUCGAUUGACACAAAGAGUUACGUAUAGAAGCUGACAAAAAUAGAACAAAAUAGUCAAGGGCACACUUGAUAUACACACACACACGCAAGCAUGCGCACACACACACACACACGCACACACACACACACACAAACCUUUCAUACCCAGAGGUUUAGCAGCUUCAGUCUCUCUUAGUCUGCGUGCUUGGAGAAACACAACAUAACAGCCAAAGAAGCCACUAAAUGAGUUGACUGACCAAACAUGUUCUAUGAAAUUAAAGCAGCUCAUGGAUAUUAGCCUUAUUGUUGUUGUUGUUCUUUUUUUAUUUUUUAUUUUUACAACUCAUGAUUUGAUUACAUACUUGAGUGAAUAAGCUUAAUGUUAUCUGGAAACUCAUCUCUCCUGCUUUCUAUCCCAAUCUUAUGCAUUUCCACAAUCUCUCUUUCCUCUGGCUUAGUCUCCCUCUCUCUCCCGUCACCGUCGACACUCUCCCUCCACUGGCAGGCAUAUGACCUUUUUUUUUUGUCUGAAUUUGAACAUUCAAAGCAACCUAUAUUAGACAAAUACCCUCUGGAUUUAAGUUAAAUCCCAUAUGAAAAGAACCAGUGAGCUGUCACCAUUUAAUCCACAGUGUUUCUUGCUGAAUCGUCAAAUAUUUCAAAUAUUUCAACUAUUUCAAAUAUUAAAACCUCCUUGUUCCUUUCAAAAAAGCCAUCUGCACUGAGGCAGAUAUUAAAGCGUGCUCAGUGAAAGCUUAGAGUUGGGUGUUCCUACUGGUUACAUAUUCAUUUUAAUUUUCUGAGGAUCAUUGUCACACAGCCUGAGAUUUGAUGGUGCAAUCCAACAGUGGUGGGUGCAAGUUCAAUAGUCUAUUUAUUUAUUUAAACACAAGGCAAUCAUUAAGUCAGAGACUGGCAGGUAAUUUCCUUUCUACAUUACUAGAUGGAAUAAAUGUGGAAAAAUGUAAUACUGGAAAUGUGAAUCCGUGAGCCUGUUUAAUAUUGCUGAGUUGAUUCAGACCUGCUAUUACAACAGAGCACACGUGGGAACACUACUACAAUUUCCUAGAGUGCGUACAAUGGUACUAUUUAAACACAAUGUACUUAAUAGUUCUCCAAGUACCUCACAUUCAUUAUAGUUUUAUUCAGACAACAGCCUGAUUUCAUAAUAAAUGUUUUUUUUCUUUUUUGAAAGCUGCAAUUAAAUAUUUAAUUUACCCUCUAUCUGAGAUGAGAUAAAAAAUUCCUACAGCACUGCAAGGGCUGCAGAAAGCAAACAAUGUUCACGCUGCUAUAGGCACUUUUAUAUGUUUGAAUUAUCAGGCUAUUAAAGUUACAAACUUCCACGUAGGUCAGCCAGUGUAGCUACAGGCAGCCACAUUCCAAUGAAAAGUGAAAUGUCAACAUGCAUUUACAGUCCUGCUGCUAGCACUAUGUUUAAUGCCACUGCUUGCUUUUAAGAGGCCUUUAUAGCCAGCUAUUGGAAAAACAACCGGAUGACCUAUGGACUGCAAUAACAAGGCACUGAUUUCUUUCAUGACAGAAUAAAAAUGUAUUUGCCUCUUGGACCCUGUAUUAAUUAAAGCAACAGUUUUGCUGCAGCAGUGUAAAUUGUUUUGUGUCUCAUCACUUGUAGCUGAUGUUAGUGCCGAUGACAGGUGAAUUUUUUCAUGUAUCAUCAGUGAGCCAGUGCAUUGCAAUUCUGAACAUGCAUUUCUGUGUAUUUCCUGAAAAGUAGAGACAGAAUGUCACAUCAGAUUUGGUAUGGCUCAUCAAAGAGCAACCAGUCAAAAGCCAUUUGUGUGUGUGCAUUUCUGCUCCGUCUGGCCUCUUCCUGUCUCUAUUUCCAUAACCAUCACUCCCAACGUGUGCAGCUAAAAAUGAUGUUCUUUUCUUCCAGUCUAGGCAGUGCGUGGUUAGAAUAGCAUGAACAUGCACACACAUCCACGUGUGGAACUCCAUUUAUAUACAGUGCAAUACCAAAACACACAGCUACUUUAUGUGAAGUAAUUUCGAGUUUGAACUAACAUGAGAUUAGAAUUGCUUUCAUAUUUACAAUUUGCAUGACAUCAAUGAAUUUCCACAUAUAAAGAGGAGGGAGCCCACUGAUUCAGACAGCCAUGCAAAUUAGAGGUUUCUCAGCGUAAGUAACCCAACAUAUUGACAAAUACCCGGCCAUAACUCUUGUUUAGGUCAGUGAAAAAUCAACCUGGAUUGAAUGUGGGAACGAUAUGACUCCACAGAGGGCUUUUCCGCUAAUUGGAAUACCCAUUGUCAAACUGAUGAUUGGUUUCCUGGGCUACUGAUUGAUUGCUGCCUCCCUUUGUCUCGCUGCAGUUGCCUCUAUGAAGUGGGGAUGCAGCCUGUGCCCGGAUCAGAUCGAUGCAGAGACUAAUGAGUUAUUCACGUACAUGUGCUCACAUUAAUAAUGGAUUGGGAUUGGGGGGAAGAAAAAAAAAAAAUGGGUAAGAAGGGUCCUAACAGGCAAACAUGUAAGUACAUGCAGGAGCCCUCUUUUCUUAGUAGGUUUAACAAAGUAUUGUCAGCCUUGCGGCGCACAGGCACUGUCGCCUCCAUCAGAUUCAUUAGCGCUAUUAGACCAUCGACAUUCACGGCAGCCGGCAUUAAUCAUCAGUGAACAUUAAAUUCCUGUUGUGAAAUGGUUGAAGAGGCACCUAUAGUUAUAGUCUCUGUGUAAGUACCACCUUUUUACUGCAGGCUUGCUCACCUAAUGCUUCACUCAGAACCGUCUGUAAAAAUACCGGCUGCAGACUUUUCUCUCCAUUAGGAUGAUGGAAGGCUUCAAGAAGAGAUAGGUAAUACUUGUUCAAUGGAGCUUUGAGGUAAAGUAGACCUGUCUCCAGGACGUUUGAGAUUUAAAUAAUGAAUGCCUAUAAAACUAAUAUUUGCAAACACAUGCAUAAAUGCUAAUUUACUCACUGGUAAUUAUGCACUGGCCAAAGUGAUAGAGCAUCUGUGCCAACUGUCACAAUUUUUCAAAUAACCAGGGGAGCAUGUGAGGGAAAAAAACGGAAAAUGAUGGGGAAACUAUAACCUUAUGGAAUUUAUGUUUAAUUUAAGCCAACAAAUAGAAGAGGUUGUGUGAAAUUGUUAGUUUAAGAUGUGUUAUGUUAAAAGGUGUAGUAGUCAUUUAUCAAGAUCCUUUGGUUAAAGAUACAGAAAUGUACAGGAAAAAGAAACCUAAAUAUAAUUGUUUUGGGUGUCUCAUUAAAACCACUUCGGUACCAUUUUCCUUGACUUGCUUUUUUUUUUUCUCAGGCUUACUUUUUGCAGCAAUUACAAGGCCAUAAAUUGCAGCUUUUCUGAGAGGCGAAAACUAAAUGAAGCAAUGAACAUCAACAACAAAAUAGUCUAGGCAUAGAGAGCAUGACAAGGAAAAGACAUCAAUGUUGCUCAGAUGCACAAAAAUAAAAAGAGAUGUACAGUUUUGGUUUGAGAUUGCUGGCACAUCUAAAUGACUUUGUGUUUCUGUUGACUGGUUAGUGAAGUGUCGACACAGACUGGCAGAAAUAAAUACAAAAAAAAAUGAGAGAACUCACGUUGAAAUGAAAAUAGGCCUAUAACCUCCUACUGUAUUAAUGCUUGUCAUAUGGCUUGGACCUCAUUCCUCAAACAUGGCUUAACUAAUCCAGGCUAACAUGAUAUUAGUCACCUAAAAUGAUCCUGUUAGUUGUCAUUCAUCUAGUUUGGUUCCUCUUGGUGCCGCUAAAGGUUUGAUUUGUUAAUCCUGGAUGAAAUGAUCUGGAAUAACCUUUUCAAACAAAGGCAACAUGAAUAGAAAGCUAAAACAAUCAACGCUCAUAUAACUGGCUCAUUAUAUGAUUGUACCUAUGCGAUGUGCUGGUAUGGCAACACGGACACAUACUGCCUAUUUUCUUUGCAGCUGUACAGUAGUGAAUUUACAGCUGAUGACCAACAUCAAACAUAUUGUAACAAUGAAAAGAAAUCUGGAAAACUCAUGAGGCAUUUUCAAAUUCAGUGCAUGAAUGUGUGUGUAAGCACAUUUGAUACAUUUUAGAGGUAAAGAAAGCUCCUGUGAUAACAUAAUUAGACUUAAUGAUAUCAUUUACUUCCAUUCUUUCACUCUUCAGUUAUAUUUUCCUUAUUUGUAUACUUUGUCUCUUCUCAAUCUAAUGUGGUCAGUUUUCUAAAAAUGAAUUUUAGCGGCAGCCUUCCUCUAAGCUCCAGAGAAUUUGUGUGCUACAGGAAUACAGCAGCAAAGGGGCCUGUCCCAAAUAAAAUGGCUCUGAUUUUCUCUUUCAUCAUAACGGGUGGCCUUAUUCUUUGAUGUAAUGAUGGCAGAGUUGGAUGGAGAGAGGGGUGGGUUUUAUUGGAUGGGGGGUCGAGGCUCAUGAUGACCAUUCAGUGCAGGAACACCCGCGGUGCUGGCAAUGUGUUGCGCUUCUUACUCGCGGACGUUUCAAAUUACUGCCCGUGCCUGAACACGGUGAUUGCACCGCAAACACACAAUUCUCAUCACUUUUGUCUGUUGCUCAGGCCUUAAUGCUAAUCAAAUUAGGGGAAGGGCAGAAAAAGACGUCUUUGUGUGCGGCUCCCUGCUGUCUGUCAGGGUUGUUUACAUCGAUAUUUUAAACUUGCUCCCAAAAUGAACACACAAAUGGCUGCGCUCUUCUAUCAAUCAUCCUCCCAACCCCGCGGUACACAUGGAUGGCAGCUCUGUGUGAUUCCAUACACUGUGGAGCAGCAUGUGGCUCACAGUAAGGUUAUACAAAACACCCAUAUUCCUUCAGUUCAUUACACGCUUCCCUGGAAACUAGAAUAACAAUAAGCAAGGCCUUGUGUUUGAUCUUCAUUAUCUUUUUGAUAGAUUCCCUCUCUCUGUCCUUUCUCUGUGUUGAUAUUUGUGUUUUUCUCUCCUCUCUUGCAUCUCCUGUUUCCUCUCAUCUCCAGAUAAGACAAAUCCACCAGUUUAGAUUAGAUCACAACAAAAUUGAAUGACCGUUUCAUAUUGAUGAUAGUUGUGUUUUACAUAAAUUAUCUAUCUAAAUUAUUUGCAACUGAAAUGAAGGGAGCGGGGUAGUUAACAGUCUGGCAAUCUGCUCUCCUCCAUAAUGUACGCAUUCAGAAUGAUGUUACUACUGACUGAAAGCUGUUCAUCUAUGAAAUAAAAGAAAUUGAGUGACCUAUUAA